Molecule: messenger RNA, 1487 nt
Organism: Tuber aestivum (summer truffle)
Lineage: Eukaryota; Fungi; Ascomycota; Pezizomycetes; Pezizales; Tuberaceae
Source: the annotation of a GenBank genome assembly
AUGUCCCUUUGGAACGGCGAUACAAUAAAAGACGUCUCUGAGUCCGUCGGAGUCGUCAAUCUCAACGAAGAUGUCGCCAAAAACCUCGCAAUGGACGUCGAGUACCGCAUCCACCAGGUCCUUCAGGAAGCGCUCAAGUUCAUGCACCACGCCAGAAGAACUACGUUGGGGACUCAGGACAUUAGCAACGCUCUUCGGGUCCUAGACGUUGAGCCUCUCUAUGGUUAUGAGUCUGCCCGUCCGCUCCGGUUCGGGGAAGCGUCGCUGGGACAGGCUCAGCCGAUCUUCUAUGUCGAGGAUGAUGAGGUCGAUUUUGAGAAGCUUAUAAAUGCUCCGCUACCGAAAGUUCCGAGGGAUGUUACUUUUACCGGUGCGUGCUACUUCUCUCUACUUAUCGGGUGAUAGCCCGUAUAGCACCCGCUAACCGCUCCCUCCCCAGGCCACUGGCUCGCAAUCGAAGGGGUCCAACCUGCCAUCCCCCAGAAUCCCACACCUUCGGAAGCCGCUCGCCUCUCAGAAACGACCCCAAAGGGUGCCUCAUGCAAUACAACCCUCUCCAUUGCCUCAACCCUAAACCCCACAACCAACGAAACCGUCACCAUAAAACCCCUCGUGAAGCACGUCCUCUCAAAGGAACUCCAACUCUACUUUGAGCGAAUAAGCACCUCGAUAACCGAUGAAUCCACAAGCGAUGCAAUCCGCAACGCCGCACUCGCUAGUCUGCGCAAGGACCCCGGACUGCACCAAUUACUCCCCUACUUCGUGCAGUUCAUCUCGGAGAAGACAACACAUGGCCUGCGGAGCCUAUUCACGCUAACGCAGAUGAUGUCCCUGACUCACGCCCUUCUGGAGAACGAUUCCUUCUUCAUAGAACCCUACGUAUCCUCCCUAAUCCCUCCGAUCUUGACAUGUCUCAUCGGCAAGCACCUCGGCUCUUCCUCCUCUUCCGACCCCCACUCCCAGACACCGGCUCACUACGCACUGAGAGACCUCUCCGCCUCACUAUUGAAGCUCGUCUGCAAACGCUUCGGUGACUCCUCGCACACGCUCAAGCCAAGACUCACAAGAACCUGCCUGAAGCACUUCCUUGACCCCGCGAAGCCGCUACCAACCCACUACGGCAGUAUCAUUGGCCUCGCCGCGAUAGGCGGCCGAGAGGCCGUCAGAGUUCUAAUACUCCCCAACACAAAUCUCUACGAGAAGGUUAUCCGCCCAGAAAUCGAGGACGAAGGGGCGAGGAAGAGCGAGGCGGAGAUGUGUCUGAGCGCUUUGGUGGGGGUUAUCAAACAGUUAGAAGAGGAGGAGGGAGAGGGGGGGAGGAGGGGGGAAGAGGGAAAGGGAAAAAUGGCAUCGCGCCGGUCAUGCCGGGCGCCAGUGCCGAAGAGGUCAAAGCGCAGCUUAUCAGAAUCCUGGGAGAAUUGGUCGGUGAGGAAGUGUGGAAGCUCAGGCGAGAGGCGCUGGUUAAAGCGAUUAUUGAAGCUGGGGGG